CCCGAUCAGUGUUUUUUUCGUCUUGUGUUUACUGUGAUCUUCUUGAUUUGCUUUUUUGUUGUUGUUGUUGCUUCGUCCUGGCGCUUCGGUUGUCAGUAAUCUCAUUUAUCCCGUUCGCGCUUUCUCUUGCUUCAGCACCCUGUUGACAUGUAGAUGGCAGGGGGCGACGCGACCGAAAGGACACAUAUUGUUCGGCGAAGUGCAAUUCAGUUUUAGGAGUCGCGUUUGUCUGUUUUAUUUAUUUAUUUCGCGCGGGACGCGAGGAUCACUAACAACAGGAGCAACUCGUCUCAUUCCCAGCGCGUGUCUCGUCCUGCUUUAUCCGAAAUACGCGCCGCUGAUAUUUUAUUUCAUUUAGUGUGACAAUGCUACUUUUAUUCAGGUGGACUGAAGUUGAAUCCAUGUGCUCGCUGCGUGAUUUUACAUGCUGCUAAUUGCGGGGAUUCCGCUUAUGUUCCCUUUAGUCGCGUGCGCAGGCUGAGCAGGCGCAGUUUCCCGCAGCGUAAAAAUACUCUUGCAGCCGAAACACGCAUUAUUACGGGCGCACUCCGCCGGUUGCGUCCGCGGCGUACCGAUCGCCAUUAACAGUCUUAAUGAAGUUGGCAUUGCGGCUCCGCGCACUGGCGGCUCCCUUACGCUUAGCGCACAAGUGGGAAGCAGUUUCACUUUUGUCCACAAAGCGGUACUAUUCGUUGACAAUGACGUGCGUGCGGCUCGGUACCCCCACUCCAGCUCUGAAGGAUCCGAGGAUUUAAAAAAAAAAGUUUCUUUGAAGUUGAGAGUGUGUUGUGUCUUUAUUUAGAAUGCCUUGCUUUAACACGACCGGCAAUAUAUAGAUACUAGAUCUAGCUUUGGGAGGAUAUAUUUAAUAAUCACAAAAGGGGGCAUCCUGUUCUCCCUGUCGUAAUAGCUUGGGAAUUCUCUGCGACUUAACUUUCGCUGGAGGUCACGCCAAUUGACCUGAAAAGAAUGCAUAAGCCAUAAAUUAAAAUAAACCCCUCAUCUUGAAGUCCGAUCCAUUUAGAGACAAUACACAACCUGGACAAACCAGGCUUCGUUUACAAGCGGACAAAACGGCGCACGGUUCUGGGACGGAGGAGCUCCACAAUUGCUGUUUGCCGUGAGUGGAAGUUCCCUCAUAAGGUCAUUUUCAUGAAUUCAACGUCAGCGGACCAGUGAUCACUGGGUGCAGGGGCUGAAAUCUUUCCGUUUCUAGUAAUGUCUUCCAAGCAAGCCACCUCUCCGUUCGCCCCCGCCACUGACGGAGAGGACGCCAUGAGCCAAGAGCGCCUGCCCUGGGACAAGGAGGAAAACUCGGAGCUCCACGGCAUCCCACAGAUGGCCCCGCACGGCCUGCUGCAUGGGAAGGCUCACCCCGAGGAGCUUCCCAUCAUCAACAGCAUCUCACCAGAGUCCGACUGGGACAACAUGCUAACGGCACAGCAGCGGAUGGAAUCUGACAGCAAUAAAGUGUGCGCCCUCUACUCGUUCCGGAAUAACUCUACCUCACCACAGAAGCCUGAGGAGGGGGCCCGGGAGCGUGGGGACCUGCUGGGGGGCUCCGCUUUCGGCACACCAGAACGCCGCAAAGGAAGCCUGGCCGACGUGGUAGACACGCUUAAGCAGAAGAAGCUGGAGGAGAUGACAAAGACCGAGCAGGACGAAUCUUCUUGCAUGGAGAAGCUCCUGUCUAAGGAUUGGAAGGAGAAAAUGGAAAGGCUGAACACAAGUGAGCUGCUGGGGGAGAUUAAAGGCACCCCUGAGAGCCUGGCGGAGAAGGAGCAGCAGCUCUCCACCAUGAUCACCCAGCUGAUCGGCCUGCGGGAGCAGCUCCUGGCCGCCCAUGAUGAGCAGAAGAAGCUGGCGGCCUCACAGAUGGAGAAGCAGCGGCAGCAGAUGGAGCUGGCCAGGCAGCAGCAGGAGCAGAUUGCAAGACAGCAGCAGCAGCUUCUACAACAACAGCACAAAAUCAACCUCCUGCAGCAGCAGAUCCAGCAGGUCCAGGGUCACAUGCCUCCGCUCAUGAUCCCCAUCUUCCCACAUGACCAGCGCACCCUGGCAGCGGCAGCUGCAGCCCAGCAAGGGUUCCUGUUCCCGCCCGGGAUCACGUACAAGCCGGGUGAUAACUACCCGGUGCAGUUCAUCCCAUCCACAAUGGCUGCUGCCGCCGCGUCGGGACUCAGCCCGCUGCAGCUGCAGCAGCUAUAUGCCGCCCAGCUGGCCAACAUGCAGGUCUCCCCCGGAGCCAAGAUGCCCUCUCUCCCACAGCCACCCAACUCGUCGGGGCCCAUCUCGCCCACUGGCUUCAAGGGCGAGAAGAGGCCAUCCAGUCCCGUGACUCAAGUCAAGGAUGAAGGAACACAGCCCCUCAACCUUUCCGCCCGACCCAAGACCGCCGAGUCGGUGAAGAUCCCAACCUCCCCCACACACAGCCUGUUCCCAGGCAGUAAGAGCAGCCCCAACAGCCUUCCAGCCAAGGGCAUCCCCAGCCCCAUCUCCAGCCUUGCCCGGGGAUCCUCUCUGGAUAUCCUGUCCAGCCUGAACUCCACAGCCCUCUUUGGGGAUCAGGACACAGUGAUGAAGGCCAUCCAGGAGGCCCGAAAGAUGCGGGAGCAGAUACAGAGGGAGCAGCUACAGCACCACCCGCAGGGCAUGGACAGCAAGCUCGCCAGCCUGGGCAUGGGCCUCAACAACUGCAGGGGUGACAAGGAGAGAGCGCAUUUCGAGAGCCUUGGUCAUCAUCUAGGGAAGCUGGCUGAAGAUGGCAAGAUGGGUCACAGAGUCAUCGAUCUCACCAGGCCCGAAGACAUCGAUGGUAAAAAGCAAGUCAACGGCUCAGCAGAUAAACAACAGCAAUAUUAUUGUUGGCCAACAGGAGGCGCCAGCACAACCGAGGCACGUGUCUACAGGGAAUCCCGGGGAAGGAACAGCAACGAGCCCCACAUCAAGCGACCCAUGAACGCCUUCAUGGUCUGGGCAAAGGACGAGAGGAGGAAGAUCCUCCAGGCCUUUCCGGACAUGCACAACUCCAACAUCAGCAAAAUCCUCGGUUCCCGCUGGAAGUCCAUGAGCAACCAGGAGAAGCAGCCGUACUACGAGGAGCAGGCCCGGCUCAGCAAGAUCCACCUGGAGAAGUACCCCAACUACAAGUACAAACCGCGGCCCAAGCGCACCUGCAUCAUCGACGGCAAGAAGCUGCGCAUCGGCGAGUACAAGCAGAUGAUGCGCUCGCGGAGGCAGGAGAUGAGGCAGUUCUUCACUGUGGGGCAACAGCCCCAGAUCCCCAUCAGCACCAGCGCCGGUGUGGUGUACCCUGGCGCCAUAACCAUGGCCACCACCACGCCCUCCCCGCAGAUGACGUCGGACUGCUCCAGCGCCUCGGCCAGCCCCGAGCCGGCCAUCCCCGUCAUCCAGAGCACCUACGGCAUGAAGGUAGAGCCCAGCACCAUGCUGCCCGGCGAGGCGAUCAAUGGCGACGAUGACAUGGACAUGUACGAGGACUUCGAGGACGAACCCAAAUCGGACUACAGCAGUGACAAUGAGACACAGGAGCCGGUCAGCGCUAACUGAGCCCAGCCCGGCGGGCAUCUGACAGACUGGUACCGGAAAGAUCCCGAGAGACGGGGGAAAAAAAAUACAAAGGAGAAAUAGCUAGAAUGAAAGAAAAGGAACUCAUUUCUUAACGUAUAUCUCUAGGAGCCUGCAUGCAGAUGUGGCUCCCAUGGAUUCAACAGCUAUUUGUCUUCAAUGUUUCAAAAUGUGUGAAGUAGUUUGAUUGUUUUCAUUUUACUUUUGUUUCACAGUUUUUAUUUUGGUCACAGACGUUUUACACAGCUAGGUCAUUGCCUACGAGACUUCGGAUGUCAGGACUUGAAAUUUAACAUUUAAUACGAAUGCAUAGCUCUCACAGUCUUAAUUUGCUCUUACAAAUACAUACGCGUAUAUAUAUUUUUUUCCUUUUGAAUGCUUUUAAUAGCUUACAUUACUGUUUGUGAUGGGGGGUAUAUAUUCUCACUCAGGUAUGCUGUGCCAGCCAACAGCUCGUGAAUGUGUUUUUAAUCUGAAAAUGAGAAACGGAAAUAGGUGCGAUACAAUUUCUAGCGGAGGCAAGACAUAGAGCAGGUCCACAGGUGUGCUGAGGAGCACAGAGAGAAAGGCUCCCUGACCUUUAUCAUUCUUCAUCGCUUGUUACUUUUAGUACAGUUUUGACUCUAGAUGUGCCAAACCUCUUCGCGACCCUUCUUCACACGCGCAUCUUAAAUCCGCAAGUCUUAAGGGAGACCCCCGACUGAGUCACCGACAAUCCUUCUGCAUUGUAAUCAGUUCCCCCCCACCUCCGAACCGCCAUUCAGGGCUGGGCGUAGCCACGGCGGUUCCAGAGGGGUCCGGUAUAGUGAUCACCGACCCCCCACUGGCAGCCGUGGCUUCAGAGACCAGCUUACCCAGUCAGUCCUUAAUCAGAGUGAUUGUAAUCAGGCCAAAAUGCUGAAGGGGCCAGAGGCCUGCACUCUGUGGGAUUGAAAAAGCAGUAAGAUGCAGCUUUGCUCGUGUUACAGUCGCAAAUUGCUCUUGUACAUUAUGUACAGUACAUUCUGUUAAACACUUCAGCCCCUAGAGGAACAUGAAGUUUAAACUCCUUGAUCUUAAAGUCUUUUUCUGACACUUAAGUCUUUUUUUUCCUGCAUUGUAAAUCUUAAUCAACACACAGAGUCUUAAGUCUGAAGCCCACAAGUGGGUCCACGCUUUCCCCAUCAUCACCCGAGUCUUACCCGUCUGCAGAAGGGACACGCCGAUGCGGCAUGCCGAGCGGACGAGCCACCCUGCAGACACGUACGAAGGGCGCUAUAUCCCGUUGCAUUCUGAGUGCAGAUCAUUUCUCUCCAGACACCUGAAGAAUACCUUGAUCCAAUUGGAUCGAUUGGUUGCCUAGUUACGGUAAUCGAUUGCACUUAAUUGUUUCUAAGGAUGUUAAGGACAGAUUGGUAAAAUCCGCACCUCUGGCUCAAAGUCUUAGAGGAGUAGGUGACCCCAUGACCCACCCUGAGGUCAGGAGGAUCUUCAUUCGCUUGAGCAGCUCACAGGUGGUUGCCCCGAAAAAGGACAGCCGUGGGACAGCCAGCUGUCAACAGAGCCAAGUUGGCUCCCGUCCCAUAAAACCCCCCUCCCCCCCAUACCCUGCCCUGCCCACCCUGUAUUUCAGUGAGGUCGAAACCCCACCCGGCCGGCCCAUCCGCACGGCCGCUCCUGCUCCUGGUGAC
Brienomyrus brachyistius is the source of this 5258-nucleotide messenger RNA. It is a transcript of the gene sox6, whose product is annotated as SRY-box transcription factor 6. The transcript has 17 exons. Gene Ontology annotation, cellular component: nucleus. Gene Ontology annotation, biological process: positive regulation of chondrocyte differentiation; regulation of transcription by RNA polymerase II; central nervous system development. Gene Ontology annotation, molecular function: DNA-binding transcription factor activity, RNA polymerase II-specific; RNA polymerase II cis-regulatory region sequence-specific DNA binding. NCBI's taxonomy places the organism in Eukaryota, Metazoa, Chordata, Actinopteri, Osteoglossiformes, Mormyridae. Bases 1219 to 3570 code for a protein of 783 amino acids. The record is from RefSeq and is a predicted model, not a curated record.